AUGGCGCUGAGGGCCCCCGGGAUGUGGAACAACCCCCCCCCCGCCCCCCUCUGCGGCAUGGGCCGCGACACCGUCAUUUCCGUCCCUGACACUGGCCACAGCUCGCACGCCAGCUGGGCUCCGGGGCCACUGGCCGCCUGGGGGGUGGACUCACAGGCCUCAGCACAGUGGGAGCCGAGGGAGCUUGGCCCAGGCCCACCCCACUCCCUAAGGAGGGCUGGCCACAGGCCUGGGGGCCGGCUUGGAGCACAGGCAAAGGCCAGAGGCCUAGAGGACCAGGGCAGAGGGUGCCUGGCCAAGGUUUCAGGGUCUUGGAGACCGCGACUGCCCUUCCAUGAAGGACACACGACCUCCCCUGCCCUCUGGCCUCCCCUGUCCGGGGUGUCAGAGGAGCUGCGUGACAGUCCUGGAGCGCCAGCUUCAGCCCUCCGGGGGCCAGCCUGCCCCCCCUCACCUGUCACGGACACUGCUGCCCAGCUGCAGCCAUGCUGGCCACAGCACCCUCACCAACUAGGUCACCGCUUCCUGUCCAGGGCAGGGGCCAGCCCAGAGACCAGCCUGCUGCUGAGGGCUGCCCAGGGACUUCCCAGCGCCCUGCCUGCUGUGCCGCGCCUCGCUGCCGCCCGCCCGGCCCUGCAAGCGCUGCGGCUCCUUCAGCGCCGCGGUCCUGCAGGGCGCCUCCUUCGUGCCCCUGCGCAGCGGGCGGGGCGGCGGCCCGUGGGCCCCGUGACGCCGAGGACCGGAAUGCCGCGGACCGCGAUGGGACAGCCGCGCCCAGGCCCCGCGGCCCCUGAGGAGUGGCUAUAGUUUCUUUGGAAACGUACACAUAGAUGGGAGACCUUCUAUACAGAGCUAUUUUAGCGAAAUUGUGCAA
Messenger RNA from Suricata suricatta (meerkat), 874 nucleotides. RefSeq lists its product as uncharacterized. The record is from RefSeq and is a predicted model, not a curated record. Bases 1 to 807 code for a protein of 268 amino acids. The transcript is spliced from 4 exons. NCBI's taxonomy places the organism in Eukaryota, Metazoa, Chordata, Mammalia, Carnivora, Herpestidae.